AUAGCCCUGUAUGGUACGCUGCUGACUAAGACCUUUAAAACAAUGGCUCCAUAGAUCAUUUAGCUAUCAUGAUGGGUAUAAAUGUGACAGAGAGAAGGACCGGGCGAAGUACCAGCACAAUCAGGGGUAGGACUGAGCAUCAAAAUGGGCAGAAUCAUCUUCUACGAGGACAGGAACUUCCAGGGUCGCUCCUAUGAGACCAGCAGCGACUGCGCCGAGCUGACCUCCUACCUGAGCCGCUGCAACUCCUGCAGGGUGGAGAGCGGCUGCUUCAUGGUGUACGAACGGUCCAACUUCAUGGGCCACCAGAUGCUGGUGAGGAGGGGCGAGUACCCGGACAACCAGCGCCUGAUGGGCAUGAGCAUGAGCGACUGCAUCCGCUCCUGCAGGAUGAUCCCCAUGCACAGAGGUCCGUUCAGAAUGAAGAUCUAUGAGCGAGAGAACUACGGAGGCCAGACGUACGAGCUGAUGGAAGACUGCGACUCCAUUCUGGAUCGGUACUUUAUGUCCGACUGCCAGUCGGCGCAGGUUAUGGACGGCCACUGGCUGAUGUUCGAGCAGCCCCACUACAGAGGCAGGAUGCUGUACCUGAGGCCCGGGGAGUACAGGAGCAUGAGAGACAUGGGAAUGGGUCCAAUGGACAUGAAGAUCGGAUCCAUCAGACGCAUCAUGGAUUCCUGUUAGAACAGACUCAAGACUUGCAAAUGUAAUAAAAAACAAUAAUAAAUGCUUCAUAUGUACAAGGA
Messenger RNA from Betta splendens (Siamese fighting fish), 746 nucleotides. Its product is annotated as gamma-crystallin M3-like. Gene Ontology annotation, molecular function: structural constituent of eye lens. The record is from RefSeq and is a predicted model, not a curated record. NCBI's taxonomy places the organism in Eukaryota, Metazoa, Chordata, Actinopteri, Anabantiformes, Osphronemidae. Bases 145 to 684 code for a protein of 179 amino acids. The transcript has 3 exons. Gene Ontology annotation, biological process: visual perception; lens development in camera-type eye.